CGCGAUUGGGGCGAAAAAAAUCGUUCUGUCGCGCACGUCGCAGAGCGAUUUUCGCUGGCAGCUUUCACAUGCGUUUCUGACUGCGCGAUUUCAGUCGCAGCGACGCCCAAGGUUGCUCCCUGCUCACAAUGUAUCCAUGCCUGCAUCGUUAAAUAAAAACAACAUGGAAACUAGUCGAAUAUUACAAUAUCAUAUUAUUUUUUGAAAAUAGAAUAGUAAACAAUUUUUCAGCCUUUAAACGCGUUGAGACUUUGCGAUCGCUUAGUCCGCAGCUGCGGCGAGUGAAAAUGCUGCACAAACCGCACAAGCGUGCGGCGUGGUGGGGUGGUUUUGUUUUCUACACUCUAGUCUCUUGCGCUACGAUGGAAACCACAAGUCUUCUCCUGGAGGAGUAUUUGCUUCUCAAAAAGAAGAAGCUACUAUUAAGUGUGCAAGUGCCUGUUUGUAGCAAUGAAGACAUUGACGACGGCGACGAUCAUGAGGGUACGUGCCGUAUGUCGAAGGCGGCGUCAGCUCCCGACCUGGACAGUAUGCAGCUUCUCCUCUUAAAUGAAUGUGCGAGCUGGAGAAAAAGAAAUUGUUGAUGAAGCUCGAAAGCCAGAGGCGCUGGUGGGUACGUCCUAUUUGGGAAAACCGGAAGCAGGAGUCGGAAUUCUACACAACGGUGAGUUCGAACUUGUACAUUUAAAGGAAGCUUUUGCUCCGGGGCUCCCAUCUAAAAACAUCGAAAUUGAGAAAUUGUUUGUGUUGUGCAGAUGCCCUUGCUGAUGUCAGGAGACAAGGAAUACUUCAGAAAGUAUUACAGAAUGUCGCCGGAGACCUUUGAAACCCUGCACUCGCUUGUCGAAGCAGGUUUGACAAGGCUUCAUGUCGUGCGUGAACCACUGCCCUCACGUGCACGGCUCGCUAUUGCACUUAGGUACCUCGCAUCUGGCAUGUACAUGCAAGAUGUUGCUAUUAGCUUCAGGGUUGGCAUCUCAACAGUGGCGACCAUUGUGCAUCACGUGUGCAGGCUGCUGUGGAGAACACUGCAACCUUUGUACCUAAAGGUACCGACAACGGAAGCCUGGCAGGAGGUAGCGCAAGGAUUCGAGGAAAAAUGGAAUUUCCCUCACUGUAUUGGAGCUGUCGACGGCAAGCAUGUUCAGAUACAAGCCCCUCCUCAUUCAGGCAGCUUGUAUUACAACUACAAGGUAAUUAAUGCGGUAAGUCACAUUUGCAUAACAUGUGCUUAUGGUUUCAUUUUCUUACAGGGAACAUACUCCAUCGUGCUCAUGGCCGCUGUUGACAGCAAUUUGAAAUUCAUAUGUGUUGAUGUUGGGGCUUAUGGACGUCAAAGUGAUGGUGGCACAUUGUCUGCUUCUUGCUUUGGAAAAUCUCUAGAAAAGGGCUUGCUCGGCCUUCCAUCUCCGAAGCAGCUGCCUGGCACAAACAUUGUUGCUCCUCACGUCUUCGUCGGGGACGAAGCAUUUCAACUUCGUCCAGAUUUUCUGCGGCCAUAUUCUGGGAGGGGCCAGGAUGAAAGCAAGCGCAUCUUUAAUUACCGUCUAAGCAGAGCCAGGAGGUGCGUUGAAAAUGCUUUUGGAGUGAUGGCCUCCCGAUUCAGGAUCUUUCGACGUGCCAUCAAUCUGCAACCACAAAAUGCAGACUAUGUUGUCAUGGCGUGUUGUGUCCUGCACAACUUCUUGCGUGAUGACGUGAUCUACAUGACGGCGAACUAUGUCGACAGUGAAGAUGCAUAUGGCAACAUCACCAGUGGCCAGUGGCGCACCACCCAGGACAGUGGCACCUCAGCAAUGUUCAGUCUGCAACCUUCCACUGGGCACAAUUAUACAAGGACGGCAGCGGAAACAAGAGACCUUUUCUGCUCAUACUUUGUGAGUAGGGAGGGUUCUGUGCCUUGGCAACGGGCAUCUGCUGGUCUGCGGCCGUGAGAGACAAAACAAGCAGCCACCAGGUUUUGCUGGAUGUGCUGUCUGCUAGCCGCUUCUUGUUUGACGUGUGGCACAGUGACACUUCGCAUAAGUCAAUAAAUAUAUAAAUGAAAACAGACAUUUCUGUGUUAUUGAAAUACGAGCACAAAAGGUGAAUUUUGUACUUUGUGUACUC
Dermacentor silvarum is the source of this 2109-nucleotide messenger RNA. RefSeq lists its product as uncharacterized. The record is from RefSeq and is a predicted model, not a curated record. The transcript is spliced from 4 exons. NCBI's taxonomy places the organism in Eukaryota, Metazoa, Arthropoda, Arachnida, Ixodida, Ixodidae. The coding region runs from base 756 to 1934 and encodes 392 amino acids.